This is a messenger RNA of Rotaria sp. Silwood2, 315 nucleotides long. Lineage: Eukaryota; Metazoa; Rotifera; Eurotatoria; Philodinida; Philodinidae. The record is from the annotation of a GenBank genome assembly.
AUGCUUGAAUUAUUUGAACAUGAAGAAUCUAUUGCUCUUCGUUCAUAUUUAUUACCUACUGGAAGAGAUGAAUUUUUUAUUGGACUAAAUUCUUCAUUACCAGCUGCAGGAACUUCAAUCAUGAUAAAUUAUCAACUGAUGUUCAAAUAUCGACAAGUUAAUUCUACAAUUACAAAUGAUAAUCUAAUUGUAAGUUCAUUUUCAAUCUCACCACUAAUUCGUGAAAAGAGACUUUCUGGUCAAUUUUGUCUUGAUAAUUCAAAUAUUUAUCUUCAUAAUGGGAUUCAAUUACGAUCAGCAGUAUUUCAAGUUUGA